Molecule: messenger RNA, 3877 nt
Organism: Solenopsis invicta (red fire ant)
Lineage: Eukaryota; Metazoa; Arthropoda; Insecta; Hymenoptera; Formicidae
Product: insulin-like growth factor-binding protein complex acid labile subunit
Exons: 5
Coding region: 1880-3835 (651 amino acids)
Cellular component (GO): extracellular matrix
Molecular function (GO): protein binding
Source: RefSeq, a predicted model, not a curated record
AAAGACGCGCGAAUAGUCUACAACUUAUUCAUCUGACGUUGGCUGCGAAAUCGCGAGAGGGAAGGCAAUCAUGGCGGACGUACAACGCACGGCAGACGCGACGCUCGUCCGAACGGUGAGAAAUUGUCCGUCAUCGUUGCGAAAGGUAUCGUAAAUCUACGUGCGACGUGCUUUGUCGUCCGUUCUAAGCAAACAACAUCCGAAGGUUAUCGGUCAACUAAUUACGAGACGGACUUCGAGACGAUUAUCCGUUCAGCAUAGGACAAGAAAGAUCGCCACGAACAUUAUGGAUUAUCGAACGCGAAUUUCGGUGAGCAAAUAGCGAGUGAGACUCGAUCGAAUUUGCGAUUCGUAUUUAAUCGCAGCUCUCGCUCUUUCAACACUCUCGUUAUCGGAUCUGCGAAUUGCGCGAAAUUAGUCGUCGUCGCAUUAUCAGCGUCGAGCGAACGAGCCGCGCGUCGGGAGAAGAGAUCGAGAUUAUAAGUCAAGUGUUACUCGUUCUCGGAAACGUGUGCAACUUCGCCUCCCCCAUACGAGAGAGAGAGAGAGAGAGAGAGCGCUAUCUGUGUACAUACACGUACCCUCUCCCCUUCGGAGAUUCGUAGCUCGAUCCGUGCGGCCCUGGGACCGCGACACCGCCUAUCGCGUGAGGCACACAGUAUACGCGCGCGUCGUCGUCGUCGCCUUUGUGUAUAUGUCGCGCGGCCCCACUCGCACACGCGUACGCUCCUCGCUCCUGCCUCUCUCGCUCCGUCUCUCUCGGUCUGUCGCGCAUACGCGCUCACUCUCUCUCUCGCGCCCUCUGCCCUCUCCAUCGGUCGCCGUAACGCCGCGAGCCGUUGACUCGGCGUAGUACCGUCGGCGGCGUGACGCGGCGCUCUCAGUCGUGCUCCUGCCGCGGCGCCAUCACGUACGUUGCUCCGAGCUCCGAGUUCGUCCGACUCCGUGCGGCGGAUCACAGUUUGCUUUCCGCGGUUCAUCGUGUUACUACGUGUGGAGUAGGUGGACGCGCCUUCUCUCUUCUCUCUCUCUCUCUUUCUCUUUCGCCUUGUCGUGUGUCGUGUGCGUAGCAGUGUAUGUAGCAGAGAGAGAGAGAGCGGUGUUAUUCUCUCGACCUUCGCUCCGAGAUUUGUGCGACUCGCUAGCUCGCGUAAAUCGGCGCGCCGUCUCGCCGAAAGUGCGAGCGUGCCGGACAGAGGAAAGUGCAGAAGAGUGUUGGAGAGUAGUGAGAGCGUAGAAACACAGUGAGUGACGCCCCGCUGUCGCCGCCGCCGUCGCCGAAAUUCAUCGUCUCCGUCCUCCAGCGGGCAGGCGACGACGACGUGUAAAGUGUACGUAGUCGCCGAACUCGAAGCGGACUCGAAUCGCGAGCGUGCGACACAUGAGGAGGAGGCGAACUCGCGGCGCGAGUUAUUCGGACGAAGAGGAGAAGCAGCCAGCAGCGGCGCUACCACCAGCGGCUAACUUCAGCCUCCUCCAGCGAGGAAUGCAGCUUCGGGAUCGUCGUCUGCGGCCGCGGCCGGCCGCCACGCUUCGAGAGACAUGACGCGAUGAUCGACGAGGCACCCGGUGCAUCCGCCCUGAUCGCCACCGCACCAUUACGCCGCACUACCACUUGCCCUUGCUGUCGCCGACACCGUCGUCGCCGUCGUCGCCGUCGCCGCUGCUGCUCGCGUCGUCCUCCGCCCGCGUUCUCUCCUCUCUCUCCUCUUUGUGUGUGUCUCUCUCUUUCUCUCUCUCUCUCUCCUCUCGCUUUCUCGUUCUCUCGCGCGACCGUGUGUGUACGCGCAUCGCCCGUAGUAUUAGCGCUACGCAACGGCCCCCGCAGAGUGUGACGAAGUAAGUUUCUCGCCGUGAAAACGCGCCAGCCGGGAGAAUCAUGGGUGAUGUGCACGGGCUUCUUCUAGUUAGUGACCUCGGCCAGGAGGAUACCAACGCCUGGGACGACGACGACGUCGGGACGUCGGCAGCCGUCGGCAUGCUCCGCUCGAAAUGCUACUGGCAAAACUACGAGUCACGGGAGCAUCGUCAACACAACACCGAGACCUCGCUUACUUCAACACGGCGUCACCGAAUCAUCGCGAAGCAAUCCAAGCUGAAUUUUGACGUUUCCAGGGCGCAUUCGAGCGAUCGACAGAGAGGUGGACAGCAGAAAACACGCGAGGCGUCACGAUGCAGCUUCACCGUCAUUGGCGUCCUCCACUUGUUCGUCCUGGUCGGCCUGUUCGCCCUCGGCACCGCCGAGGCACGGACCUUUUGCCCUAACGGUUGCACCUGCGACGAUGACACUCUGGUGGUUUCCUGCGUGGGCGCCAACCUGGAUGUAAUACCUAUUGCGCUAAAUCCCAGCAUUCAGCGAAUAGUGUUAAAGGAGAAUCGCAUCAAGAUUGUGGAUGCAGCAGCUUUCCAGUUCUACGGUGACUUGAAGAACGUCGAUCUUUCCAGCAACCACCUGUUCACCAUACCCAACGGCAGUUUCGAUGCCCAACGACACCUUGUGGAGCUCCAUCUGAAGCACAACAAGAUUUCGGCGUUGACCGAGAAGACGUUCCAGGGCCUCAAAUCCCUCACGGUAUUGAACCUGCGGGACAACUAUCUGGAGAUGCUGAAAAACGGCCUGUUCGCUUAUCUAUCGAAGCUCGAGGAGCUCGAUCUGGGCCAGAAUCGCAUAUCGAAGGUGGAGCCAGGCGCGUUCCAAAAGUUAGGCACCCUCCGAGUGCUCUAUCUCGACGACAAUCAAUUGCGAACCAUUCCAUCGCCAGCCUUGGCGCCAUUAAACGCCCUUGCCGAGCUUCAUAUCGGCUGGAACGCCUUCUCCUCGUUACCGGACGACGCGUUUAAGGGUCUCGAGCAACUGGCAGUGCUAGAUAUCAUGGGCGCCGGACUGGACAACAUCAGUGAUGGAGCGUUUCGAGGCUUAAAUGCCCUCCGGACUCUAAAACUGGGCGCUAAUAAGCUGCGCGAAGUGCCGACGAAGCAAUUAGCGGUGUUGCCGCGCCUAGAGGAGCUUACUUUGGGCCAGAACUUCUUCACGAUUUUGCGAUCGGGAGCCUUCCAAGGUCUGUCGACGUUAAAGAAGCUCGAUGUAUCCGGCGCCAAGUUGCUUACCACCGUGGAGAAAGGAGCCUUCUCGGACAACGCCAAUUUGGAGACUCUUGUGUUAAACAGUAACAAGCGCCUGGCCACUAUGGAGGACGGUUCCCUGGCCGGUUUGCCGAAUCUGAGGCAUCUGAUGCUGCGCGACAAUGCCUUCGUUACGUUUUCGGAGUCGCUGGUUGCCUGGAACGAACUACGUCGUUUGGAUCUCAGUGAAAACCCGAUAGUGUGCGAUUGCAGUCAGCUGUGGUUGGCUGAGAUACUUGUCCCGAGGAACUCGAGCCCGGUGAUAUGCGCCGAGCCGCCUGAGUCCAAGGGUAAACCCAUUAAAGGUAUGAGCGCCGACGAGCUGGGCUGUGCCUUCUCGGAUCCGCGUAAACAGGCUUUACUCGCGACAGUGUGCGCCGCUGGACUAGCCCUCGUCACUGGCCUUGCACUGCUCCUAUACUACCGAUGUCGCAGACGCGUGCGGGAUGCGCUCAAGGACUACAAGUGGAAGAAUCGUGCGAUAUCGCGAAAAGAACACGAAUACCAAAAGACUUUCUCCGAUGAUGAGUAUAUCGUACGCUCGGCGCACGCUCAUCAUCAUCAUCAUCACCAUCAGACGCCACAGUCCCAACCGGUGCCCACGCACCAUCAUCAUCACCAUCUUCAGCAGUUGCAGCAGCAACAGCAGCAACAACAGCAGCAGGCGCAAAUAGCGGCCGGUAUCAAACCGAUACCGGUGACGGAACUGUAGCUAGAACUUCGGGCGGCGAGCCCCGGGACCGGUGGGGUCUGG